Camellia sinensis is the source of this 4030-nucleotide messenger RNA. RefSeq names its product subtilisin-like protease 4. The record is from RefSeq and is a predicted model, not a curated record. Lineage: Eukaryota; Viridiplantae; Streptophyta; Magnoliopsida; Ericales; Theaceae. Gene Ontology annotation, biological process: proteolysis. Gene Ontology annotation, molecular function: serine-type endopeptidase activity.
AUGCUGAAGCAAUCAGAUCCUCAACAGAAUAAGGAGGCAUUGAAGAAGUCAGUGCAGGUGGAGUUUGAGACUCCAACAAAGACUAGUCAGCCAAUCAACCAUCCUGAAGAAGUCUCAGAGGAUAGCUCUGAAGAGAGUUCAGAUGAAAAUGAAGAUCCAGAGGCUCCGCAACAAUUAGAACCUAUUGCAAUCAGGAAAGGAAAAAGGGUUACUAAGAAACCCAGUUGGAUGACCGAUAUGGUAGCCUAUGCACUUCCAAUCAUUGAAGACAAUAUUCCUUGCACUUUCAAAGAAGCCGUGCAUAAUGUAGAAAGUGUCAAAUGGAAGGAGGCUAUGGAUGAAGAGAUCGGGUCACUUCACAAGAACCAGACUUGGAGUUGGUGCAACUUCCAAAAGGAAGGCAUUCCAGGCAGAGACAACAUCAGAUUCAAAGCUAGAUUGGUAGCUAAAGGCUAUGCUCAGAAGGAAGGAAUAGACUACAAUGAGGUAUUCUCACCUGUUGUGAAGCACACGUCUAUUCGCAUCUUGUUAGCUUUGGUUGCACAGUUUGAUCUCGAGCUCGCCCAACUCGACGUCAAAAUUGCCUUCUUACAUGGAGAUCUUGAAGAGGAGAUAUACAUGUCCCAGCCAGAUGGUUUCAAAAUUGCUGGAAAAGAGAAUUGGGCCUGUAAGCUGAACAAAUCGUUGUACGGAUUGAAGCAAUCCCCGAGACAGUGGUACAAGCGAUUUGAUCGGUUCAUGAUGGAGACAGAAUACACAAGAAGUCAAUUUGAUCAUUGUGUAUAUUUCCGUAAGCUUCCCGACGGUUCCUUCAUCUAUUUGCUCUUAUAUGUAGAUGAUAUGCUGAUUGCAUCUACGAGCAAGGUGGAGAUUGACAAACUCAAGGCACAGUUAGCAAGGGAGUUUGAAAUGAAGGAUUUGGGAGAAGCAAAGAAAGUUCUUGGCAUGGAGAUCAAGAGAGACAGGAAGAAGGGCACGGUUUGUCUGACACAAACCCAGUAUCUGAAAAAGGUGUUAGACAGAUUUGGCAUCAAUGGGAAAACCAAAGCUGUAAGUACACCAUUGGCCCCUCAUUUCAGGCUUAGUGCUUCGUUGUCUCCACGCACAGAAGAAGAACGGAAGCAUAUGGCACAGGUUCCAUAUGCAAAUGCAGUUGGUGCAUUAAUGUAUGCUAUGGUUUGUACACGGCCUGACAUCUCGCAUGCUGUGAGUAUGGUAAGCAGGUAUAUGCAUGAUCCAGGAAAAGAUCACUGGCAGGCAGUGAAAUGGAUCCUACGGUACAUACAUGGCAUGGUCAAUCUGGGAUUGAAGUUCGAGAGAGAUAACCGACUCGGGCAGAAUUUGGAAGGAUAUGUGGACUCAGAUUAUGCUGGUGACUUAGACAAACGCCGGUCAACAACAGGGUAUUUAUUUAUGCUUGCUAAAGGGCCGGUAAGUUGGAGGUCAACGCUUCAGUCAACGGUGGCUUUGUCUACUACAGAGGCAGAGUACAUGGCAGUGACGGAAGCCUUUAAGGAAGCUAUUUGGCUACAUGGGUUGAUUGAAGACUUGGGAAUUGUUCAGAAGCACGUUGAGGUGUUUUGUGACAAAACCAUUGUGAAGUCCCUGGCAAUCCCCUUUUUCUGGAUUCCCUAUAAAUGUUGGCGCCAAAAACGACUUAAGGAACCACAAAGAACUCACCAUUUAGUGACACCAAACAUGACUUUCAUUCCACUGCUCACUCUCACUUUCCUGAUAUGUUUCUCUUCUGAGCUUGCCAAGGGAAGUGAGCUUUCAUCCACAGAAGAAGUAACUCAGAAGAGUAAAUUACAAACUUAUAUUGUCCACGUCAAGAGACUCGAGGCAACAGUUUUGGCCCAAUCAGACAAUCUAGAGAGCUAUCAUCGGUCCUUUCUGCCUGCUAUAACUGUAGCAGCCUCAGACAAUGAGGAACGCUUGAUUUACUCAUACCAGCAUGUGAUCAGCGGUUUUGCAGCAAGACUGACCGAGGAGGAGGUUGAAGCUAUGAAAAUGAAAGAUGGGUUCAUGUUCGCACAUCCAGAAAGGAUGUUCCGACUACAGACAACUCACUCACCAAGCUUUUUGGGAUUGAACCCGGGACUCGGGUUCUGGGAAGAAUCAAAUUUUGGAAGGGGUGUAAUUGUUGGACUGCUCGAUACCGGCGUAUUGCCUGGCCACCCUUCAUUCAGUGGCAAAGGAAUGUCGCCACCUCCUGCUAAAUGGAAAGGGAAGUGUCAGUUCAAUGCAUCACUAUACAACAACAAACUCAUUGGCGCGAGGUCACUUAAUGUUGCGGCCAAGGGAUUGCCAACCGUGCUGCCACUCGAUGAUGAUGGCCACGGAAGCCAUACAGCGAGCACGGCUGCUGGGGCAUUCGUGAAGAACGCGGAUGCACUUGGAAAUGCCAAGGGCACAGCGGUUGGGAUUGCGCCUCAUGCUCACUUGGCAAUUUACAAAGUGUGCUUUGGACUGGAUUGUCCAGAUACUGAUAUCUUAGCUGGGCUUGAUGCAACUGUUGCUGAUGGCGUUGAUGUGAUCUCAAUCUCUCUGGGUUCUGAGCUAGCACCACCAUUCUUUCAAGACAACAUUGUAGUAGCCUCAUUUGCGGCAGUUCAACAAGGAAUAUUUGUAAGCUGUGCAGCAGCAAACUCUGGUCUUGCCUUAGGUACUCUAUCAAACGAGGCGCCAUGGAUUCUAACUGUUGGAGCAAGCACCAUCGACAGAACCAUCAGAGCCAAAGCAAAGCUGGGAAAUGGGGAGGAAUUUGACGGGGAAUCCUUGUUCCAGCCAAAUGACUUUGCGCCAAACUUAUUGCCUCUCAUUUAUGCUGGCUCUAACGGUAAACCAGGCUCCACUUUAUGUGGUCCAGGAGCAUUAAAUGGUAGCGAUGUCAAAGGAAAAGUAGUAUUGUGUGAGCGAGGAGGCGGGAUAGGCAGAAUCGAUAAAGGAACUGAAGUGAAAAAUGCUGGUGGUGCAGCGAUGAUUCUCAUGAACCAAGAAUCAGAUGCCUUCAGUACUGAGUCUGAUAAUCAUGUUCUUCCUGCAGCACAUGUCAGCAAUGCAGCUGGAGUGAAGAUCAAAGCCUACAUUAAUUCAACAAAAACACCUGUGGCAGCAAUCUUAUUCAAAGGAACUGUCAUUGGAGACCCAUCAGCCCCUGUUGUUGCUUCCUUCUCCUCUAGAGGACCCAGCAUGGCAAGCCCUGGGAUUCUAAAACCCGAUAUUAUUGGACCAGGAGUGAACAUUCUAGCUGCGUGGGCAUUCCCUCUCGAGAACAACACAGAUCCAAAUUUCAAUUUCAACGUAAUCAGUGGCACAUCAAUGUCUUGUCCUCAUCUAAGUGGCAUCGCAACUUUGCUUAAAAGCUCUCAUCCUUACUGGUCACCAGCUGCCAUUAAAUCUGCUAUGAUGACAACAGCUGAUCUAUUAAAUGUCCAAGGCAAGCCAAUCCUCGAUCAAACACUUCAUGCAGCAGGCAUAUUUGCAACUGGUGCAGGACAUAUAAACCCUUCAAAGGCAAAUGAUCCUGGGUUAGUUUAUGAUAUCCAACCCGAUGAUUAUAUUCCAUAUUUGUGUGGUCUGGGAUAUACAGAUAUGCAAGUUGGGAUUAUUGCACAUAGACCAAUCAAGUGCUCAAAAGUAUCAAGCAUAACUGAAGGAGAGCUGAAUUACCCUUCAUUUUCUGUUGCACUAGGACCAUCUCAAACAUUUACCAGGACAGUGACCAACGUUGGUGAGGCAUAUUCAUCUUAUUCUGUGAAGGUUGUAACACCACCAGGAGUUAAUAUGAUUGUCAAGCCUGAUAAGCUUUACUUCUCAAAGAUGAACGAGAAGGCAAAGUAUUCGGUGACAUUCCAUCGUAACGGUGAGAAAACCGGCAACUUUUCCCAAGGGUUUCUUGAAUGGGUAUCUGCUAAACACCAUGUUAGAAGUGUAAUCGCUGCUAUGUUCAAUUGAGGAAUGGAGGCAUGUGGCCUAAAAUGCAAACAUUAAAUCAGAUCUUAAUUAUCAAGAGAUCAUUGCAGCGUCU